This is a messenger RNA of Gloeophyllum trabeum ATCC 11539, 1332 nucleotides long. RefSeq lists its product as uncharacterized. The transcript has a single exon. Bases 1 to 1332 code for a protein of 443 amino acids. Lineage: Eukaryota; Fungi; Basidiomycota; Agaricomycetes; Gloeophyllales; Gloeophyllaceae. The record is from RefSeq and is a predicted model, not a curated record.
AUGCGCGCCACUUUCGCACUUACCCUCCUUCUGCCUCUCUUCCUUGCCUCACAAGGCUCAGCAGCACCGGCGGCGAGCGCCAACCCGUCCAGUACGAGCGCAUCUGGCUCUGCCAGUGCUAGCGAAAGCGGCGGCUCUGUCACAGGCUCUGUUGCGUCGGGAACUGAGAGUAGUAGCGCUGUACCGAGCGCAAGCCUCGCCUCCUCCAUUGGAAGUGCGCCUGGGUCUUCCAGCGCGACCGGAACUGCUUCGAGUUCCGUUGCGUCCGGGUCUUCGAGCGUUUCCACGACCCCCAGUCCUUCGGGUAGUCAACCUUCUGACCCGUCCGGCUUCCCCUGGCCCUCGGGCAUCCCUUUCCCACCCGACGUCUUCCCCUCCGGCAUCCCCUUCCCCUCCGGCAUAUUCCCAUCGGGCAUACCCAUUCCUACUCGUUCAUUCCCCUCCGGAUUCCCUUCGAGCUUCCCCCAUCCCUCCGGCUUCCCACAUCCGCACCCUCCCGCCUCUCCUUCGCCGAGGGCUCUUGAGGAACAUCCCAGCAGCUUCCCGUUCCCAAUCCCGUGGCCGCACAGCGACCACAGCGGAUUCCCUCACCCUCACCCUGGGAAGCCUACCGGUAGCCCGUCUAGUAGUGGCACCCCGUCUGACCCUACCGCGUCCGGAUGCCCGGCUGUAGUGACUGCCACGGUCACGGCGAUCCAGUCUGGUAGCGCCUCUGUAUCUACCACUGGCACGCCUUCCUCUGAAAGUGCUUCCGCCAGUGGUGCACAUUCGAGCGAUACGGGUGCUCCCAUCAGCAUUCCCAUCCCACCGCCCGGCACCCCUGGCAAGCCCACGAACCUCCCCUCCUCCGGGGUACCGUCCGGCGCCUCAUCCUCCAUUUCAAGCGCGCCCAGCGGCAGCCCAGGCAAGCCCACGGACCUCCCCAGCAGUGCUCCAGCUCCAUCAUCCGGCGCGCCAUCCGGCGCGUCGUCCUCCGCUUCGGGCGCCCCCACAUCCAGAGGCUCGGCGUACAUCUCGUCAUCCACCGCGCAGAACAAACGUGCUGCACCCUCCGAGUCCAGCGCCACCGGUGCGACAGGUCCCACCACCGUCGCCCCGCCCUGCCCCCCGGCUAGCACGACAACUGUCACAGUAACUGGGGAGCCCACCGAGACCGUUUCCUCCUCUGACUCGUCUUCUGCGCCUACCGGCACUGCCAGCUCCGGUACUCUGUCCGCCAACAGCGGUACCGCUUCGAGCACGGCUUCUGCUAGCGGCAGUGCAGGGUCGUCGAACAUUCACUCCGGAAGUAGCGCGCCAGUGAGCACUCUUAGCAUGAGCAGCAGCGCGUGA